AAUUAGUAUCCAUACAAUAUGUUUAUUCAAAUAUGUCAACUCAAAAAAAAAGCAUCAUUAAUAAGUAUUUAAGAUGGGUUCAUAUAAUUUAAUUUGGUUUAAUUCAUAUAUUUUUAGAAAGUAAACUCUUAGCAAGUGGAUAUAUAUACAAAUAGGCGGUGGUUCCAGCAGAAUUUUAGUGUAGACUCGAUACUUCCAAAGCUUGACUACUUAAACUGAGAGAGAGUUUUGUUGUAGAGUUGUAGUGUCAUCAUCCAUUAAUGGACAGAAUAUCUAGCUCUAAUUCUCUAUCAACACCAAGGUUUCGGUGCUUUGAUCCAACCAACUCUUACCCAGAUCACACCACUAAUCACAAACAUUAUAUUCGAACCUUUUCAAAUUCAAGCUUCAACAACAACUCUCACUCCAAUUCCACUCCAGAAAUGGGACUUUUAAUCAACUCUGAUCCUAAAAUCGAAACCGGUGAAGCCGGCUACGUUCUUGAAGAUAUUCCCCACCUAUCCGAUUACCUAAAUCAUCUCCCUACUCAUCCAAAUCCAUUACAAGAUAAUCCUUCGUACUCAGCCGUUAAGCAAUACUUUGUUGAUGUGGAUGAUACAGUGGCCCACAAGGUUGUUGUCCAGAAGAACGGUCCAAGGGGGACACACUUUCGGCGAGCUGGGCCUCGUCAAAAGGUGUAUUUUCAAUCAGAUGAAGUGCACGCUUGUAUAGUCACAUGUGGGGGUCUAUGCCCUGGUCUAAACACAGUGAUCAGGGAGAUAGUAUGUGGUUUACACCACAUGUAUGGAGUUAACACAGUUCUUGGGAUUGAGGGAGGAUACAAAGGCUUCUAUUCAAGAAACACAAUCCCUUUAACCCCAAAAAUUGUCAAUGACAUUCAUAAACGUGGUGGCACCAUUCUUGGAACAUCACGUGGAGGUCAUGACAAAUCAAAAAUAGUUGACAGCAUUCAAGAUCGAGGCAUCAAUCAGGUUUACAUAAUUGGAGGAGAUGGAACUCAAAAGGGGGUUUCAGUGAUUUUUGAGGAAAUCAGGAGGCGUGGCCUUAAAGUUGCAGUGGCUGGAAUUCCAAAAACUAUAGACAAUGACAUUCCGGUUAUAGAUAAGUCCUUCGGUUUUGACACUGCCGUUGAGGAAGCUCAACGAGCUAUCAACGCAGCUCAUGUUGAAGCUGAAAGCUUCGAGAAUUGCAUUGGCCUUGUCAAGUUGAUGGGACGCCAUAGCGGAUUCAUAGCAAUGCAUGCUACUCUUGCAAGCAGAGAUGUUGAUUGUUGCCUGAUACCAGAGUCCCCGUUCUACCUCGAAGGACCUGGAGGACUAUUCGAAUACAUCAAAAGAAGACUUAAAGAGAAUGGACACAUGGUAAUAGUGGUGGCUGAAGGAGCAGGACAAGAAAAUCUUUCUGAGAAUACUCGUAGCAUUAACCAGCAAGAUGCUUCUGGAAAUAAACUACUUAAAGAUGUUGGUCUGUGGUUAACACAGAAAAUCAAGGAUCACUUCUCAACACAACAAAAUAUUAAUAUAAACCUCAAAUAUAUAGAUCCCACUUACAUGAUCCGAGCAGUUCCAAGCAACGCAUCUGAUAACGUUUCUUGUACACUCCUUGCUCAGAGUGCCGUACAUGGUGCAAUGGCAGGGUAUACUGGUUUCACAGUUGGCCCUGUUAAUGGAAGACAUGCUUACAUACCUUUCCAUAGGAUUAAUGAGAAACAGAAUAAGGUUGUAAUAACUGACAGAAUGUGGGCAAGGCUGCUAUGUUCAACCAAUCAGCCAAGUUUCCUAAAUGCUGCAGACAGUUUUGAAGAUGAUCAUAAAGAAAAUGAAACAGAAAUCCAUGCUGAAAAUCGGGAAAGCGAACCAAACGGCUAUAAUGGUCAAAGCUUAAUAAGCUGAGAGAGACUGCCUCUAGUCUAGACAGAUCACAAAAAGUGUUGAAUUUCAUUUUCGUUUGAACAACAUGCUAAAUAAUGUGUCAUAAGGUUUUCAAAUGAAUAUACUGUAGUCUGUAUCAUUAGAAUCCUCUUUUAAGAUUAUCAUUUUCUAUGGUUUUCUAUUUUAGCACUGGAAUAUUUUAAGGUCCAA
Cannabis sativa is the source of this 2081-nucleotide messenger RNA. Its product is annotated as ATP-dependent 6-phosphofructokinase 6. Gene Ontology annotation, molecular function: 6-phosphofructokinase activity; ATP binding. Gene Ontology annotation, cellular component: cytoplasm. Gene Ontology annotation, biological process: fructose 6-phosphate metabolic process; glycolytic process. Lineage: Eukaryota; Viridiplantae; Streptophyta; Magnoliopsida; Rosales; Cannabaceae. Bases 261 to 1892 code for a protein of 543 amino acids. The transcript is spliced from 13 exons. The record is from RefSeq and is a predicted model, not a curated record.